AUGCUUCACCAAACUCACCUUCCUCUUUCACCCUUCAACUCUUUCACUACUUCCUCUUCUCCACCUUCUCUUCAUCCCUCUCAAGGUGAAACAAAAAUGGAGGAUUUUCAUGUCCAAAACAUAGCUUCUAUUGAUGAUUUCUCUGUCGAUGAUUUCCUCAACUUUUCCAAUGAAGAAGAACAAGAACAAGACAUUCUCCAACAACCUCAACAAGACAUUCUAGAAGAAAAACAACAACAAAAUACCCAAAAUCAAAAUGAAAUUUCACACCCCAUUAUCAACGACCACUAUGAAUCAUUACCAACUACCGAACUCACCGUUCCGGUAGAAGAAGCUGCAAACUUAGAAUGGUUAUCUUAUUUCGUUGAAGAUUCCUUCUCACAAUUCUCCAUGACAGAGAAUCAUUAUCUUCUUCUUCAACCAAAAGCUCCUGAACCAAGACCAGCCCUUUCAACCCCCUCUUUCAAAACUUCGGUACCGGGGAAAGCAAGAAGCAAAAGAACAAGAACCGGGGUUCGCGUGUGGCCAGUUUCACUAGUCGACUCAUCUUCAACCUCAAGCUCCACAGCUCUUUCUUCCUCUUCAUCUCACCUCGAGGAAUGUUCGAAGCCGCCGGAGAAAAAACCGAAGAGGAGGAUGGGUUCACUGGACGGAGGCGAAGGGAGAGGUGUGCUGCGGCGGUGUAGUCAUUGUGGGGUUCAGAAAACUCCUCAGUGGCGAACCGGACCGGCUGGACCGAAAACGCUUUGUAAUGCGUGUGGGGUUCGGUACAAGUCGGGUCGGUUGUUGCCCGAAUACAGACCCGCUUGUAGCCCCACUUUUUCGAGUGAAAUGCAUUCUAAUCAUCACCGGAAGGUUCUGGAGAUGCGGCGGAAGAAGGAGGUUCUUCCCGGUUCACCGGUUCACCCUGCUGCUCCCGGUUUUUGA
This is a messenger RNA of Vicia faba (fava bean), 927 nucleotides long. The record is from the annotation of a GenBank genome assembly. Lineage: Eukaryota; Viridiplantae; Streptophyta; Magnoliopsida; Fabales; Fabaceae.